Micromonas pusilla CCMP1545 is the source of this 275-nucleotide messenger RNA. RefSeq lists its product as uncharacterized. Bases 33 to 275 code for a protein of 80 amino acids. Gene Ontology annotation, cellular component: mitochondrial intermembrane space. Lineage: Eukaryota; Viridiplantae; Chlorophyta; Mamiellophyceae; Mamiellales; Mamiellaceae. The record is from RefSeq and is a predicted model, not a curated record. The transcript is spliced from 2 exons. Gene Ontology annotation, biological process: mitochondrial respiratory chain complex IV assembly.
UCGACGCGUCGGCUCGCGCGAAGACUCGCAUCAUGGGCGGCCCGAUGGGCGGCAGCUCCGCGCCGCUCGCGCCGGAGAAGGGCGUCUUCCCCUUGGACCACUUCGGCGAGUGCAAAAAGACGAUGCGAUCGUACCUGAGCUGCCUGAAGAGGCACGGCAACGACGCGUCCGCGUGCCGCGAGCUCUCGAGGGCGUACCUCGCGUGUCGCAUGGACCGCGAGCUGAUGUCGCCGCAGCCGCUCGAGGAGCUCGGGGAGGAUUCGUCGGCGGCAUGA